CCAGCGCCAUUUUUGAAAAGUUUCAGAAUUAAGAAUGGAGGCAACCAGUGUGUUUUGUCAGCUCCGGAACCUUGCCAGGCGCCUUGACCAGGGUGUGGUUGACAUACAGAAGAAAGUGACUGAUCCAGGAAAACAUUCGGACAGAGACAGUAGCUACGCACAUGCAUACAAGCAUCUUCAGGAUGUGAAGAAGGAUGUCCAUGCUCUGAAGGAAGAGGCCCAGGAUAAGCUGGCUAGUCAGCAGAUCAGUACAUACAGGCUGCAGCAGGUGCUGGACCUCCUUCCUCGGCUCAUUGAAUCACAGAGGCGCACUCUCACAGGAACUGAGGACUACCUGGAACAGUACGGCUAUGUGAAGCAAGUUAAGAAGACAAUACCAACAGACGCGGUUUUGAAACCAGAAGUGACGACAGUCGUUGUCCAUGACAACAGUGAUGGAGAAGGUGAUGACAGCAACAAGGAAGAACCUGAAACUGUCAAUGAUGAAGCCACGCAUGAGACUGCUACCCCACCUACACGGACGAAGCCAAGUGAAUGUAAGACUCCACGCCUGGAGGACUUCGGACUCAGUGACUUCACACUCAAUAUUCUACAGAAAGGCAGGAGCUAUGCCCCCACACAGCAUGUCCCACAACCCAGUUCACUGUAUGCACCACACCAAGGUCUGUCUGAAGACUCUCCAACUCCAGCUCUCUUCAAACACAAUGGUUUAUUGGUGACUCCGAGCCUCAUGGGUGGCCGAUAUAUUCCCCAGCAGACACCGGACUGUAACAGAAUGGGUUAUCACCUACCACAGCCCAUGUUCACAGAGGAUAGCCCUGCCCCCUUCGUGACCCCUGCAGACAAGGGGGGAUGGAGACGACUGGAUGUGCGACCCAACUAUGACACCAAGGGGAGUCCUGUUCCGCCCGUGCUGAACACCCCUGGGGCCAAACAGAUCAACAAACAGCUGUAUAGAGAGAAUGUCAAAAAACCUGCCUUCACAGAGGACAAAGACAGCCCCAUUCCUCCUCUUCUGAUGACGCCAGGGAUGAAGCAGAUCAGUAAAACCAUCACUGCCCCUAAGGUCAGCACCCUCAGCAGCAAGCCAGACAAUGACAGUCCCAUGGUGCCAGUGCUGAUGACCCCGGGGGUCAAGCAGAUCCAGAAGUCUGUCACUGACAUGAAGGCCCCAUCUGUCCCGGUGCCAGCUUCUUCCUGGGACAAGGAGCCGGAGAUGCCAGAGUUCACGCUCAGUCUUCAGGACAUUACCCAACUGACGCAAUCAUUUCGAUUCAACAACUCGACCAGCUCCAUAAACCCCCCUGAAGCUCCAGUACUUCUUGGCAAGCAGAUAAAAGACCGAGACACGCCUCCCCUGCCGGAACUGCUUUCCACCAGACUGGCCAACCUAGGCACCAUGCCAGGAACGUCAACUGUCUCCUCUGCUGCCAACACAAAGGCUGGGGAUGAUACCAUGUCAGCAAGAAUUCUAAAAGCUACACAGUGUGACACACCUCCGCCUCCGAUUCUAUUUGGCAAAUAUAACUUCACAUCUAAAUACGAACAUCGAGAAAAUAUUCCUCCCCAAUAAGAAACCUGAUAUUUCCAUUUUAGGUUGGCAAAGGAUCCAGGGCUACACUGUAGAUACCGCUAUGUGGCUUUUAGCACGAUUUGUUGACUCUUCACCCAAGUGCCCAUUGGCUGGAAAUUCAUUUAAGUCCCUAUAUUCUGUACAUCAGUUCAGUUAAGUAUUUAAGGUGAACCAAAUAUUGUAUUGGGUAUUAUGUUGAAGCAAAUGAAGUAAGUCUAUUUAAUUAACUGCUUCUCAGAACAUAUACUGUAGUAGUUAAUACAUGUUAUAUGAACUACUCUUGUCAUUAGUUGAAUGUAACCAAUGUUGGUCUUACAUUAGAAAGGCAAGAGAUUACAUUAGAAAGGAAACAGUUUGUUUUAAAAUGGAAAUACGUGUAUGUAUUUUUGAGACUGCACUUUCAAGACUGUUAAGCUACACAUAUAAUUGCCAAGCAGGAAUGGAGGAGUCAAAAAUAACACUUUGUUUCAUCUUUAUUACAAUAUAAACAUUGUACAACAAUU
Messenger RNA from Haliotis rubra (blacklip abalone), 2076 nucleotides. RefSeq lists its product as uncharacterized. The record is from RefSeq and is a predicted model, not a curated record. The transcript has 9 exons. NCBI's taxonomy places the organism in Eukaryota, Metazoa, Mollusca, Gastropoda, Lepetellida, Haliotidae. The coding region runs from base 35 to 1573 and encodes 512 amino acids.